Molecule: messenger RNA, 267 nt
Organism: Funneliformis mosseae
Lineage: Eukaryota; Fungi; Glomeromycota; Glomeromycetes; Glomerales; Glomeraceae
Source: the annotation of a GenBank genome assembly
AUGAACGGAUCUAUUCAUAUUCUUUUUAUCUUGGGUCUUUUAUUCUUCUUCGUUUUUAAUACCUCCGCUUCAUGCGGUCCUACUUCUUGCAGAUGCCCUGUAGGCACCAAACAAGGACAAUACUGUGGUGAGCAACUUCCUGAUCCUAAUUGCUUAGCCGGGUAUGUCUAUGAAUGCAAUCCUAGCGGUGCCGCAUGUGUUUAUGGCAUUCGAACUACCUGCGUUAAAUGUGGUUGUUUGCAAUGUCCUUGCCCAAUUCUUGUUCAU